AUGGCAUCCUCAUUUCCAAAAACGGAGGCGGCGGCCGCGGGCUCGAACUCACCACCAGACGAUGCCCCGGUCGAAGAGUCUUCUCGCAUCUUCGUCAAGAACCUUCCUCCCAACAUUACCGAUGACCAGCUCCGGAAGCACUUCUCGGGCGGUGGCCGCCACAUCACCGACCUGAAGCUGAUUGCCCGUCGCCGAAUUGCCUUUAUUGGCUACCGCUCGGCUGACGAGGCCAAGGCUGCCGUCCGCUACUUCAACCGCUCCUUCAUCCGCAUGUCGAAGCUGUCGGUCGAGCUGGCCAAGCCCAUCACGGACCCGACUCUGCCGACGGCCUAUAAGAUGCAGCGGCUGCAUGACCUUCACAACCCGGCGGCAGCUGAGCCCGCCGCACCAGCACUGCCGGCAGACGACGAGGCAGCCUCGAAGAAGCGGAAGCGAGAGGAUUUGGAUGUGGCGAGCAACCCUAAGCUGCGGGAGUUCCUCGACGUCAUGAGCACACAAAACAGGGGGUUAAGCAGUACAGCCGACGUCACGUCUGCCAUGGGUGCUGGAGCCUUUGGUGUUGCUGGCGAGGCAGCCGUUCCGGAGGUAGUUUUGGACGCCGAGGAGAGCGAGAACGAGGACGAAUACCAAUCCAUAUCGACCAAGAAGGCCAAGACGACAAAAGACGAUGAGGGCGAAAGGACACCAGAAGCACCAGUACCAGCAGAGCCAGCGGCAGAGGCUGGUCGGCCUUCAAGGGUGGCUGCCAUUACAGCCACGUCCAUCGAGGAAGAGGAGGCACGGCCGACGCCACCUGCACCAGAGCCGACCCCGACGCCACUGCAGCCCAAGCUGGAUGCUUCAGCAACAGACGAUGACUGGCUGCGGUCACGUACCAACCGGUUGCUCGACCUACUCGACCCGAGCGAACUGCCCGCACCACCACAGCCUGUUGCGGCGCCACCUGUUGCUUCGACCCUGGCGCCUGCGAUCCCGGCCGCUACCCCGGCUGCUACCAAAAAGGCCGAUGAAGAACUGCCUGACGCCAAUAACGAGAACGACAAUGAAAAUGAUGAUUACGAGAACCCGAUUCGGAGACUGGCACCAGCUGCUGCUGCAGCAGCAACCGCCGCCGCCACUACCGCCACCCCUACCCCUGCACCACCAGUUGUACCUCUGUCUGCAGAAGAGCAGAUUCGCAAGACAUCCCGGUUGUUUGUCCGCAACCUGCCGUACGACGCUACGGAAGCCCAAAUCCAGAAAUACUUUACCGCCUUUGGCACCGUUCAAGAGGUCCAACUCCCAGUCACAAAUUCAGGCGUCAACAAGGGCUACGCCAUGGUCCUUUUUGCCAGCCCAGACGUCGCCCUUGCCGCGUUCCAUAACACCGAUGGCAAGACAUUCCAAGGUCGGAUCUUGCAUGUGCUCCCUGCAAAAGCCAAGAAGACAGCUGGUUCGGCUGCCGAGCUGGACGAGUUUGCUCUGGCAAAGCUGCCGCUCAAGCAACAGCGGCUGCUGCGGAAAAAGGCAGACGCGGCGACGAGCAGCUUCUCGUGGAAUGCCCUGUUUAUGACGCAGGACGCCGUGAACUCGGCCAUGGCAGAGCGGCUGGGCGUGUCCAAGUCGGAGAUGCUCGACCCGACGUCGUCGGACGAAGCCGUGCGGCAGGCCGUGCGCCAGACGUCCAUUAUUGAAGAGACCAAAGACUACUUUGAGAGCAACGGUGUGGACCUCGAGGCGUUUAAGCCCAACACAAAGCGUGGCGAUUCAUGCAUUCUCGUAAAGAACUUUGCGCACGGCACGGCCUCGCAGGAGCUACGCAAGAUGUUUGAGGAGUACGGUCCCGUCGUGCGGGUCCUGAUGCCGCCCAGCGGCACACUGGCCAUUGUGCAAUUUGCCCAGGCCGCCCACGGCCGGCUGGCCUACGCGAAGCUGGCCUACCGCCGUGUCAACGAGACGGUCCUCAUGCUCGAGAAGUGCCCCGAUAACCUGCUGAGCAACAGCGCCAGCGGCGUCCUGGAUACUACGGCAGCCACGGCCGGCCAGGCGGGCAAGACCAAGCUGGUCGCCAGCGACCUGCUCGACGGAAGCCAAGCCGAAGACGCUGCUGGCGACGAGACUACUGACGAGGCGGCGGCCGCAGGGUCCAAGCAGACCAGCUCUCUGUUUGUGCGCAACCUCAACUUUACCACGACCACGGAGCAGCUGGCGGCGCUGUUUUCGCCGCUGCAGGGCUUUGUGGCGGCGCGCGUCAAGACCAAGCCGGACCCCAAGCGGCCCGGACAGACGCUCAGCAUGGGCUACGGCUUUGUCGAGUUCCGCACCAAGGCGGACGCAGCGGGCGCGUGCGCGACGAUGGACGGCCACAUUCUGCACGGGCACACGCUGGCCGUCAAGGCGUCGCACCGCGGCCUGCAGGACGCGGCGGCGGCGCAGCGCGAGGCCGACCAGGCGAAGAAGCUGGCGGCCAACCGCGGCGGCAAGCUGAUUAUCAAGAACAUUCCCUUUGAGGCGUCCCGGACGGACCUGCGGACGCUGCUGGGCACGUACGGCCAGCUCAAGGCGGUCCGGAUGCCCAAGAAGUUUGGCAGCGCGACGCGCGGGUACGCGUUUGCCGAGUUUGUGACGGCGCGCGAAGCGGCCGCCGCCAUGACGGCGCUGCGCAACACGCACCUGCUGGGCCGGCGCCUGGUGAUUGAGUUUGCCGAGGCAGAGGCGGUGGACGCGGAAGAGGAGAUUGCCAAGAUGCAGAAGAAGGUGGGCUCGCAGAUGGACUCGGUGGCGAGGCAGCAGCUGGCAACGAGCCGCAGCCACCGGACCAAGGUGACCAUUGGCGACGAAGAGGAGGAGCAGCUGUGA
This is a messenger RNA of Sporothrix schenckii 1099-18, 2838 nucleotides long. Its product is annotated as multiple RNA-binding protein domain-containing protein 1. The record is from RefSeq and is a predicted model, not a curated record. Gene Ontology annotation, cellular component: ribonucleoprotein complex; cytoplasm; nucleus. Gene Ontology annotation, molecular function: mRNA binding. The coding region runs from base 1 to 2838 and encodes 945 amino acids. The transcript is spliced from 2 exons. NCBI's taxonomy places the organism in Eukaryota, Fungi, Ascomycota, Sordariomycetes, Ophiostomatales, Ophiostomataceae.